Messenger RNA from Schistosoma rodhaini, 2000 nucleotides. The record is from the annotation of a GenBank genome assembly. NCBI's taxonomy places the organism in Eukaryota, Metazoa, Platyhelminthes, Trematoda, Strigeidida, Schistosomatidae.
UAUUGAUUUUGGGGAUUUAUUUACAGCUACAACUUCUUUUUAAAACACACGCGUUAAAGGCAUAUUCACUUAAAACAUCUACCUGUCAGUCUAAAGAAAUACUUUUGUAUAUUCAUUAACCCACAUGGCCCAUGCAGCACACUUCAAACCUCGAAGUAUCAAAUAGUCUAUUGGCUUAUCAUUUUAUUAUAACAACGUUUUAUUGCCCAUUUCUUACUAAAGGUCUUUAUGUAAGUUUCGUUGGAUUAGUGGAGGGUAUUCGUCUUAUACGCUACAAGAGUGGGCUCUGUUUGCAAGGUUUCCUGUACGAAAAUGGUCACUUUUUAGCUAUGAAAGUUACCUACAAUAAUGCAUCUAGAGAUACAAACGUUUUAACACGCACUAACAAGAAAUACGGACCAAGUACUUGCCGAGUAAGACACAGACGGCGUAACUGGAGCUCACAUACUUCUCGUUUGUCACCAUGUAUUGAGGAAUCACCUAAAGUUGAUUGUAUGGUAACCAGUUCGCUCAAUGGUUCUCCUGAACGCUUAUCAUCGAAUCCCCCUUCACUAGAAAGCAGUAGCUCGUGCAGUUUAGCCUCUUGUUAUGGGGUAUCAGCACCGUUUAUCCGCCCUUCCAUGCCUCCUGGUCCACCAACGUCACCUGUUCCGAGCCCACCGCCUACUCCUGUAACACUUAGUGCUGUUGUGGAAGCCCCAACGAAUCCUGUUUCUGAGUCUCGACAGCUUGACUCUAUUCCUAACCUUCCAGCCGUACUUCGCAAUCGUUUUAGACGACGUCGCAAUGCUAUUUGUGAUUCCUCUGCUCUUGGACAGGGAUUAAAAGACUUCUUCUCUUCUUAUGUGGUUUCUAAUUUAACUGAUUCCAUGACAUCAUCAUUAAGUUUGGGAUCAUCUUGUCCUGUGUUCAAAUCCUCAUUGCAACCUCAUGUUCCUAACACAGUUUCACGUUUGGCCCACAGCGACUGUGCCAUAUCACCUGUGUGUUUGAUCGAUAGCGAGUCACAAUCUGAAAGUCUGUGAUACAUCUUUAUCCUACCAGUUUUCAAUUAUCAUCAGACGGUACUUAGUUCACUUUUUGUAGUUUCUUAAAAUGAUUUUUGCCAGUCAGUUUAAUAUUUCACAUUAUUAGAUAACUUUAUCACGACCAUUGGCAUUUGUUUACCCUUAAGUAUGAAUGCAUACUUUACCUGUAUACGAGUCUUUCUGUACUCAUUGCUCAUCCUAUGUAAUUUCUUUCUUAAAUAUCUUAAACAUUCUUAUACUUUCCACCUGUUACCAGCUUAAUAGCUGAUUUAUUAAAAAUAUUUCAAAAGUAUUUUGUUUUUCUAUAUAGAUUGUUACCAAAUAUCUUUAUAUCUUUGCUGCCUAAGCUGAUGUUUCGUUAAAAAACUAAUAUCCCACUAGAAUAGUUGUCUGUUAUCUUUAUAUGUUUAAAAAUUAAAUACAUAUUUCUUCUGGGUGUGGCUUUAGGUAGGAGUUUCAAGGUGAGGUUUUCAUUCAUCAACCUGUAACGUUCCACCAAAUUUUACCCAGGGAAAUGUCAUUUCGUGUAUAUAUUUCCCUUAGUCAUAUCUCCGACGCCUUGUCUUUUCUACUACCGACGAUACUGUCACUACCUCUACUAUUCUGGGAUUAAGCCUGACAGUUUUAUCUUUCUUUGCUGUGUAAUGGCAACUUGAACAGAUGUACAUAUAUACCAGGUUCUACUUCGUGAUUGUGACAGUUACACUAUCUGUUAAAAUUCAAUGUGAAAAUAAUAGAAACUGUAAUGCAUGUAUUCGAAUUUCUCCUAAUUUCAAUUAUGGGAAUGCAAGAAAAUGGAAUAAUAAUAAAUUUUAGUCAUAUCUGCUCUUUAAUAAGGCAGAAAUUGAAUACGAUCCCACUUCCAUAUAUAUAUCUCAUAUAAGAGAGAUCACUACUUAUUGUUUUUGCUUUUCAAGGCACCGCUCUAAAUACCGACAUUGUUCCACGAUGCGCCACACAAAUCUCAUUUGA